Lodderomyces theae is the source of this 5013-nucleotide messenger RNA. RefSeq names its product serine/threonine-protein kinase (gene GCN2). The record is from RefSeq and is a predicted model, not a curated record. The coding region runs from base 1 to 5013 and encodes 1670 amino acids. The transcript has a single exon. Gene Ontology annotation, biological process: regulation of translational initiation by eIF2 alpha phosphorylation; DNA damage checkpoint signaling. Lineage: Eukaryota; Fungi; Ascomycota; Pichiomycetes; Serinales; Debaryomycetaceae. Gene Ontology annotation, molecular function: ATP binding; eukaryotic translation initiation factor 2alpha kinase activity; protein binding.
AUGAAAGAGGUAUCUAUAUCACUGGAAUUGGAAAGUAGGCAGCAGGACGAAUUGAAUAGCAUUGAGUCAAUAUAUGGCGACAUCUUCAAAGACAUCACACCAAAGGAGCUAAUAUGGAAUAAGAAGCCCAACCCUCAUUUCCAGGUGUUUCUUUCAUCAUCGGAGAAUACUGACAAUCCAACAGUGUCGAUCACUUUAGACAUAGAGUUCACGCCUACAUAUCCAUUGUCAUCACCAAAAGUCAAGUUCCUCAACCCGCAAAAUCUACUAAGGGCCCACGUAGCUCGAUUAAAGCAAAAGUCCGAAGAGCUAAUCAAGGAGUACAAACAUGAGGAAGUUUCAUUCGCCAUUAUAUCAGAACUGAAGUUUAUCUUAGAUGACAUUCAGGCUGUUACGAUGAAAGUGCUAUCUUUAGAAGAGGAGAGGGAGGAAAGACUCCGAAACGAACGCAAGGCGUUGGAAGAACUUGAAGCGAAACAGCAACAGGAGCUAGAGUCUGCCUCUUUAAAAAGAAGCGCAGAGCUCAGUAAACAGAUACAGCAAAUCAAGACUGAAUUGGACGAAGAAGUUGAGGAGGAGGAGGAGGAGGAGGAAGUUGAGGUGGCACCAAUACCCAAUGAUAAGGAUAAUUAUUUCAUAUUCGAUAACGAGUUGGAAGAUUAUUUGCCUCACACCAGACGAAGGUAUCGGUUCAAAGCAGUUCAAGGGUUUAUUAGAUAUACCAAGAGAAGUUUGUUCAGCUCAAUUGGUAAACAAUUCAUUGUAAAACCCUAUGUGAGUGAUCAUAUUAGAGCCGAAGCGGACAAACAGGGCCAUGAACUCAAUUAUCUCCUAACUGAAAUUGAUCUCAACAACCAGUAUUGGCAACAAGAUGCAGGCAAGAGUGAAGUUCAAGACUUGGAAAAAGAGUUGCAAUCUUGUGUCAACUUGAAUAAUCCCCACAUUGUCAAAUUGAUUGGAUUUCAAAUAGAUAAGCAAAAUGGAUGGAAAGUCCGCUUACUAACAGAGUUUUCUUUUGUUUCGGAGUCGUUGUUUGAAAUAAUGCCAUCAAAGGGGCAUCUCAGUUUAGCAAUAGCGAGAAUAUGGCUCAUGGACUUGAUCCCUGUCUUGGAACAAUUGCACAAUUCUGGUCUUAUUCAUAAGCAAAUCAACCCAUUCACAAUCUUUCUACUUGAGCAAGAUCGUGCAAUUCAAGGCAAUGCAUUCACAGAUUCAUCCACUGCCAAUUCUUUUGGCAAUGAAAAUGGGAGAAUAAUAAAGUUGGCACACCCUUCCUAUGGCUAUAGACUCUUAAGGAUGGUGGAGACGCAUCCAAAUGCUGGAAGCGAUAAAUUUCGUAAAGAUAGAAACAGAAACCCAGACUCAUGGACCCCUCCUGAAGUCAAGCAAACGGGAAUUUAUAACCAAAAGUCAGAUGUCUGGGACUUGGGUGUACUAGUCCUACGACUUGUGAUUGGAAAAGAUGCCUUGGUAAAAGAGUUCCCCACCCCAGAUGAAUUCUUUAAAAAGUUUUUCGAAAAAGCAAAGUUUGACGGUGGUGAAUACGGUGAGCAGAUCUAUGACUUGUUGACAAAGUUGUUGCAACCAAAGUAUUCGAAAAGACCUACACUUUUGGAACUAAAUGCGGUGAAGUUUUUGCGAGAUGGGCCUGUUUUGAAAAAGCAAAGUAAUUAUGGAUUUCUGGGAACGGACAAUGUCGCAAAUAACAGAGUGACAAGAUACGACUCGGUCCGAGUACCCGGUGAUGUUCGCGGCUCUCAAGUUUACAACAGUUCGGGGGUCUCCCUUGGUCUGGAAUCUAGAGGCAACAGUCGGUACGAAAGAGAUUUUGAAGAAAUUGGUAGACUUGGUAAAGGAGGUUUUGGUGAUGUAGUGAAAGCCAGAAACCGGAUGGAGGGUACUUUCUACGCAAUAAAAAAGAUCAAGCACAGAGCAAACAAACUUGAUUCGUUGUUGAGUGAGGUUUUAUCUUUGGCUCGGCUAAACCAUCAGUACAUUGUGAGGUAUUAUGGAACUUGGGUUGAGGAGUUGGGUGAAAAUACCAAAGCCCAAGACGAAGGCAAAAUUGUGCCCGUGCCCAUUUCUGAAGUAGAUUCCGGAUCCAGUGAUGAGGUGUCUGAGACUGAAGAUGAAUCUGAUUUGAGCUACAUUAAUCGAUCAUCAUCAUUAUUGGCGCAUCGCACUAGCUCAUUUCAAGUGGAUUACAUAUCAAACUCAUUCGAUCCCAGAAUUGACUUUGACGAUGGCUCUUUACAACCACAUAGUAAUACUUCGGAAGAUGUUUUUGAAUUUGCGCACUCGACUGAGGCAGAGUCCAUAAGCCAGGAAAGUGCCAGCAUUUCUAGCGAGCGGGGUCAUUGGCCGCAAGGGGCGAGCACGGUUUCAACUGAGAAAAAAGCGACUCAAACCGUGUAUCCCAGAUCAAUCCUCUACAUACAGAUGGAGUUUUGUGAAAAUAAUACAUUGUUGAACCUUAUAGAACAAGGACUUCCCAAUAAUCCUAAUGAAUACUGGAGACUAUUUCGACAGUUGUUGGAGGCAGUUUCAUACAUUCACAGCGAAGGUUUUAUCCAUAGGGACUUGAAACCCAUGAACAUUUUCAUUGACAAAUCUAACAAUAUAAAGGUUGGAGAUUUUGGGUUGGCAAAGAAUUCGCAGUUCUUAUCAGCGGUCCCUAUCACUGAACAAAUAUCCGAAAAAGUUGAUGCUGUAACCAGUAAGAAUGGUGACUUAUCAACUGUGGUGGGGACCGUUUUCUAUACUGCACCAGAGGUGUCCUCAGGGCAUUACGAUGAAAAAGUUGACUUGUUUUCAUUGGGUGUGAUAUUCUUUGAAAUGUGCUAUUCCUUAUCAACGGGUAUGGAAAGGGCUUUAACUCUCAAUAAGUUGAGACAGCGUGAAUACCCUGAGAAUUGGAAAAGCGGACAGGAAAAACAAAUUGUUCAUCAGUUACUAGAUCCAAAUCCAAAAGCGAGGCCUGGAGCUACUGAGCUUUUACAGAGUGGCCAAUUGCCAGUCGAGCAUCAGGAUCAGGUGAUCCGAGAGGCUUUGAAGUCUUUGGCUGAUCCGGCGUCGCCGUGGCAGCAACAAGUGCGAGAAGCAUUAUUCAAUCAGCAGUAUUCAUUGGCGAAGGAUUUGUUAUUUGACAGUAACAGAGAGACCACAAGUAGCUCAGCCAGUGACUAUCUUUUAUUCAACAAAAUCGUGCAAGAGAUAACGAAUCUUUUCCACAGGCAUGGUGCCGUUGAAAAUCAAAACAUUAAUUUGAUAUUGCCUCGCGUGCCAACUCAACCAAAGAACCAAGUGUAUGAAUUUCUUGAUAGGGGCGGUUCAGUAGUAACUCUACCUUACGACUUGGUAGUACCUGUUGCACGAUUUGUUAGCAAAAACGAGGUCAACGUACCCAAAUUCUAUCGUCAUGAUUUCGUUUAUCGGCCUAGUUUGCGAGGGAUAGGAAUGCCUGAAAAGUACAGUGCAAUGAAUUUCAAUAUUAGUAGUAACUCAGAUCGAGAAGUUGUUGCCAAUGAUGCUGAGUGUUUGAAAAUUGCUGACGAAGUGUUGCAUUUGGCACCCCAAAUCCCUGCUCGCAAAAUCAUUUUCAUCAAUCAUUACGAUAUUCUUGAUGCUGUUGUGUCCUUUGUGUUUGGAAACACCAAAUUGGAUGAACAAGUCAAAUGGGGGGUCUUUGCAGUUUUAUCGCAAUUGGGAAUUGAUAAAUCGGUUGAUGAUGUCAAAAAGUACCUUCGGGAGGAGUUUCAAGUACCACGCACUGUUAUUGAGGAUCUUUUACUGAACUUUAAUUUCACUUGCUCUUUGCACGAAGCUAGGCAGAAGUUGCAAAAAUUAAUGAUUGAUUCUACACAGUUGAUGAAAGUGGAGAAGUCAUUUGCCUUUCUAUCCAAGGUCCAAGGAAUCCUCAAUCAGUUUGGGAAGAAGUCGGAGAUUUUAUUCAAUCCGUUGUACAAUUACGAUAACCGGUACUAUCGCCAUGGAAUAAUGUUUCAAGCCGUCUUUAAAGGUGACAAGUCGAAAAGGUAUAGCCGUCUCAUCACUGGAGGCAGAUUCGAUGCUUUGGUUAGGUCCUUCACUGACGUCUCCGUCACUGGUUCCCAUUCAUUCAAACCUAACAAGUUGCAUUGUGUGGGCUUCACGUUGUCGACAUCGUUUUUGUUUGCAUUGAUGAAAAGUAUCAUAUCACGAAAGUUUGUCAAAAAUGAUUUCACAAAAUGGAAAGGAAGUCGUUGCGAUGUCUUGGUGAGCUCCACGCAACAAGAGUUUGUUGAUUUGUGUGGAUACGAAAUCUUGGGCAAAUUGUGGCUGAAUGGUAUCAGUGCCGAUCUUGUUGCCGCUAGAUCUCUAGAUGACUUGCUACAUGAGGCCUCAGUGAUUGGUGCUUCCUGGAUAGUGUUGGUAAGACAGGGUCAACAACUUGCAAGAAAAGCGAGAAAGUCCUCAAACUUCAAGCCGCUCAAGGUGAAGAAUGUGGUUUCGGGUAAGGAUGUCGAUUUAGACAGCUACGACGAGUUAGUUCAUUACUUGAGGGAAGAGCUAGGAAGUAAUGAGGAUGAGAUCGAAGAAGAGGCCACUUCGGAAGCCAAACAAUCUGAUUUUGAUACUCUGCCCAUUGAGCAAUUGGAUGCAAUCGAUUUGAAUCAAAAAAUCAUAGUGGUUAAUAACGAAGCGCCACGUGGUAGAAAGAAUAACAAGAGGGAGAAAUGGGAAGUAGAGACAAAUGCUAAAACAGUGGGCUCUCAGGUUGUGCAAAAGUUAGCUCAGGGUCCCGUACUUACUUUCGACAUUCGAGACGAAGUCGUUGAUAUGAUUGGCAUAACUUCAAUUCAUCAACAAGAAGAAUGGGUAAGAAAAGUACUCUUUAGCUCAAACAAUUUACCAAAGAGUUUUGCCAUGAACAUCUACAGUAGUUUGGUCAAAGAAGCUUCCAAAGGACACAGCUGGUGCAUUUUAGUUGCAUCAAGAACGUCCCAUUCGGCAAUAGUUGAUUUGAGAAGGUGA